UGUUGAUUAAGGAAAUUAAAAUCCUGUUCAGAUAGAGAAAGUUUACAGAUCAAAUGGGAUUGGCAGUUAAUUGAAUCUUUAAAAAGAUUACAUUCAAAGAAUUUUAGCUAUGUCGAGCUGAAUAAAUACUUACAUAAGCUAAAACAGUAUACAGUGAAUAUUAAAGUUAAUAGGGAUGUAGAUGGAUUUGUUACUUGACAAACAUGGUCCAGAACAUUGAUUUUCGAUGAUGUUGGAUAGAGAAUGACCAUUGCUGAAGGGUCAUCGUUGCUGUGAAAUUCAGCUUUGAGUAAGGCCGAAGGUCAAGGUCCUUCCUCAAAACAUCAGGGUCAUGGCAACGGCAAAGAGACCAGCUAGUAUUGACUUACCUUGUAAAAGUCAAGUUGUAUUUUCACCUAUACCGGACAUGGCAUCAACUCCAGGAGGUCAGAGCUUGGGUCAAAGGUCAUUAGGUGUGGAGAGUUCAACAAGUGGAUAUUCUGUUAGUAGCGCAUCAAAGCUACUUAAGGGAGGUAUAGAACGAGACGUGAUAAUUGACGAUCAGUUGUGCCAGAUUCCUAUUUCGUUGGAUGACCGACAAUGUGGAAUCGGAAAAUUCCGACCAAAAUGCAUUCAGGGGUGUGCAAAUAUCAAGUUAUUUGUGAUUUUUAUGUGUAUGUUAAUAACAAUGUCGGGAACACUGUCGACAGGGUAUCUUAACAGUGUGAUAACAACCAUUGAAAAACGCUUCGAAAUUGGAAGUUCAAUAUCAGGUUUAAUAGCGGCGUCAUAUGAAUUCGGGAGUUUAGUAGCUGUGAUUUUUAUUUCAUACUUUGGAGGAAGACGUCACAUUCCCCGCUGGAUCGGGAAAGGUGUUGUUUUGAUGGGUUUUGGUGCUCUUUUAUUCGCUCUACCGCAUAUCAUUGCUAAAAAAUAUACUGUCCAUCAAGGAAUUAUUUCAAACUCGACAGAUGAAAACAUUUGUAAAAUAGUUGGAUCAAAACGUUCAGAUGAAAACUGUAUCGAUAAAAAUGCCGGUAACCUAACGUAUGUGUUAAUUCUGAUAACAGCGCAAAUAUUGAUAGGUACAGGAGGCACUCCGAUAUUUACUCUAGGGACUACAUACAUUGACAAUCACGUUCCAAAGGACAAGGCUCCAGCCUACCUCGCCUUCACAUACGCUACUGGAGCUUUAGGCCCAGUUGUGGGCUAUGCCCUGGGUGCAUUGUUGUUGCAGUUCUAUGUUGAUGUGUUCAGCUACAAGGUUGACCUCUCACCGGCUCAUCCCCGGUGGAUCGGAGCCUGGUGGGGCGGGUUCAUCAUCUGUGGGGUGGUGCUCUUCUGUAUAGCUGUGCCGUUUCUGAUGUUUCCGCAAGUACUAGUGGGCGAGAAGAGGAAGGUUCUAGAGAGCAAGGCGCGAGAAGACCUACUGAGUCCGAGCACCACAGAUAGCCAGACAAAUAGUGAGGAUUAUGGGAAGGAUGCAAAAGACAUUCCAAAGUCCAUUCUAAGCCUGCUAAAGAACAAGAUCUACCUGGUUACAAGUUUUGGCAUCUGUUGUGAAAUCUCUAUAGUCAGUGGCUUUGUCGUAUUCCUGCCAAAAUAUAUCGAGACACAGUUCGGGACAAGUAAAUCCGAAGCCUCUUUGUUCACAGGUGGAAUUGCAAUUCCUGGUGCUGUUUUUGGUGUGUUGAUGGGAGGUUUUCUAUUAAAAAGGUUUCAGAUGGGACCUAAAGGUGCAAUCCAGUUGACAAUCUUGUUAGAUCUUUUGGCACUCAUUGGAUGUGGAUUUUUCUUUUUCCUGGGGUGCGAAAAUCUCAAAAUUGCUGGUGCCACAUUCCCAUACUUUAACAGGUACAUCUGCAGUGCUGUAGUUGGGUUCGGAGGCGCUCUUAAUUUGUUUUGUACCCAUGGAUUUGGUUUCGUCGCAGAAUUGAAUGAGAAAAAGACAAGCAUAACAAAGGGUCGAUGUCCAUUCUUCCUUCAGUAUGAAAAGCCAGUUCUUUUAGAUAUUAGGUUUAGUUCUAGUGUUAUACAAAGAACAGAACAGAAACCUGUUCUAUUCUGUUCUGUUCUUGGUGAAUGA
This is a messenger RNA of Mercenaria mercenaria, 2065 nucleotides long. Its product is annotated as solute carrier organic anion transporter family member 5A1-like. Bases 332 to 2065 code for a protein of 577 amino acids. Lineage: Eukaryota; Metazoa; Mollusca; Bivalvia; Venerida; Veneridae. Gene Ontology annotation, cellular component: membrane. The record is from RefSeq and is a predicted model, not a curated record. The transcript has 9 exons. Gene Ontology annotation, biological process: transmembrane transport; sodium-independent organic anion transport.